This is a messenger RNA of Kluyveromyces lactis, 594 nucleotides long. It is a transcript of the gene PAC10, whose product is annotated as tubulin-binding prefolding complex subunit PAC10. Bases 1 to 594 code for a protein of 197 amino acids. Gene Ontology annotation, molecular function: tubulin binding. NCBI's taxonomy places the organism in Eukaryota, Fungi, Ascomycota, Saccharomycetes, Saccharomycetales, Saccharomycetaceae. Gene Ontology annotation, cellular component: cytoplasm; prefoldin complex. The record is from RefSeq and is a predicted model, not a curated record. Gene Ontology annotation, biological process: microtubule-based process; protein folding; tubulin complex assembly. The transcript has a single exon.
AUGGAUACGCUAUUCAAUUCUGCAAAGACAAAUCCUAGAGGGAUUCCUGAGGCUCCAUUCGUGGAAAAGGUGGAGCAGUAUGUGAAGAGUCCUGAGGAUUUCGAUAUGUGCUUCAGCAAGUUCCAAGAACAUCUAUCCAAAUAUAAGUACAUGCAAGAGUCUAAACUAGCAAACAUAAAACAGCUUAAAAGCAAGAUUCCAGAUAUUGAAAAUACUCUCAAUAUGUGUGCGCUUUUGAAGCAAAAGAGAGAGACAGAGGUUGACGAAGACGAUGAGGAGGAAGAUGACAGCUUGCUGAUCAACUAUCAGCUAAAUGAAACGCUUUUUAGUAAGGCGUCAGUCAAUCCGAAGGAUCCUGAAUUAAAGGUCGGGUUAUGGUUAGGUGCCGAUGUGAUGCUCGAGUAUCCUCUAGAUGAGGCAAUUGAGCUUUUAGCUCAAAAGCUAGCAGAUGCCAAGCAAAAUCUGGACAUAUCUCAGCAAGAUGUGGAGUUCCUAAGAGAGAAUAUCACGACUAUGGAGGUCAAUUGUGCUAGAUUAUACAAUUGGGAUGUUCAAAGGAGGCAGCAGAUGAAAAAGGAAGGCUCUUCUGGUUGA